Messenger RNA from Melampsora larici-populina 98AG31, 279 nucleotides. RefSeq lists its product as uncharacterized. Gene Ontology annotation, biological process: proton motive force-driven ATP synthesis. The record is from RefSeq and is a predicted model, not a curated record. Lineage: Eukaryota; Fungi; Basidiomycota; Pucciniomycetes; Pucciniales; Melampsoraceae. The coding region runs from base 1 to 279 and encodes 92 amino acids. The transcript has 3 exons. Gene Ontology annotation, molecular function: proton transmembrane transporter activity.
AUGGCACCUACUGCAGCGGUCAAUGUGUUUCGGUAUUCGGCUUUGACUUUUGGAGUACUUUAUGGAAUCCUACAUCGAAGAACUUUACAAUCUAGAGAAAACAGUCAUCGAUACUCAGAGGAAGUUCAUAAAAGGGAAGCAUGGGUAGAUCAAGCUAAACAAGCUUGGCAACGACGUCAACUACAAACUUCUGGUCAAUCAAGUGCCGUCACAGAUCCCGAUAGUCCAUUGUUCGACCUUGAAGUCUUCUUAACUCAGCUAUCUACAACUAAUCCAUGA